Formica exsecta is the source of this 3063-nucleotide messenger RNA. It is a transcript of the gene sm, whose product is annotated as heterogeneous nuclear ribonucleoprotein L. The coding region runs from base 437 to 1876 and encodes 479 amino acids. Gene Ontology annotation, cellular component: nucleus. Gene Ontology annotation, molecular function: mRNA binding. NCBI's taxonomy places the organism in Eukaryota, Metazoa, Arthropoda, Insecta, Hymenoptera, Formicidae. The transcript is spliced from 12 exons. Gene Ontology annotation, biological process: regulation of RNA splicing; mRNA processing. The record is from RefSeq and is a predicted model, not a curated record.
UCGAAAGACGAUACACGGCGAAGCUGUGCGCGCGCAACUGUCGACAUCUUAAAGACUCGAAAUGUUUGACGGCGCCGCCGGUAGGGCGCGUCGCGCUAGCCCGGUCGUCAGUUCUCACGAAGCGUUGACGUUCGUCCGGCGAGAUCUAGGCACAGUUUCCCUUAAGCCGCUCUCGCGCGUUUGUCUGUUCUCGUCUCGCGUCGUGCAUCCUACCGAUUAUUAUUUUCUCCUCCUUUCCCCUCCCCCGUUCGCGCGCACGAGAUCGUCGGCACGGUGUGGAAGAACUGCGAGCGGUAUACACAAUACCCUCGUGUCGUCGUCACCGUCGUCAUCGUCGUCACCGUCGUCGUUGCCGUAGUUUGUCCUUCGUCGUCGUCGUUGUUGUCGCAACGCCGAGUGCUCCAAUUCAAACGCGUCGCCCGGUAUUCAACGUAGGAUGGCAUUCAACGGAGACGGUCCGCACUCGAAAAGGCAGCGACUCGAGGAAUCCGGACAUAGGAAUCACGAAUAUGGCGGAUACGGAGACGAGCCACGUCGUAAAAGAGAAGACAAUAACAAGCCGAACCAUGUCCUCCUCUUCACAAUUAUCAAUCCAGUUUAUCCCAUCACUGUGGAAGUGUUGCACACGAUCAGCGCGCCCAGCGGGCAGGUACAGCGCAUCGUAAUCUUCAAGAAAAACGGCGUACAGGCCAUGGUUGAGUUUGACUCAGUGGAAUCAGCAACCAGAGCAAAAGAGACGCUACAUGGAGCAGACAUAUACUCCGGCUGCUGCACACUAAAAAUUGACUUCGCAAAGCCGACAAAGCUCAACGUCUACAAGAACGACGCCGAGAGCUGGGACUACACAACCCCGACACUGGGCUCGAGCACACACAAAAACGACGCGACAGGAAAUGGAAGGCCGGCUCCCCUUUUGGCCGAACCAAGAUACGGCGCCGCGCCCCAGCCAUACGGCUCCACGCCACAGGUCACUUUUCCGCCGGGCGCCGGUCACGAUCGUUACGAGGAGAACUUCAACGGGCCGGCGACGUACGCGGAGCCGUACGUCGAGCGUUACGGCAUCAAGAGCGAUUUCAGCGGCCGCGAGCCAUUACAUCCCACGCCACCUCGACCGAGUUACGUGCCCACCCUGGGCCAAACGCCACCCUCGAGCACGCAGGGCUCAGUCAUGAUGGUGUACGGCCUGCAACCGGACAAAGUCAAUACCGACAAGCUCUUCAACCUGUUCUGCUUGUACGGCAACGUAACGAAGGUCAAAUUCUUGAAAACGAAGGAAGGAUGCGCGAUGAUACAGAUGGGAGACAGCAUAGCCGUGGAACGAUGUUUACAGAACCUGAAUAACGUCACGAUCGGGACAGACGGCAGGUUACAGCUCGGCUUCUCGAAGCAAGCCUUCCUUUCGGACGUCACCAACCCUUAUAUCCUACCCGACAAGACAGCGAGCUUCAAGGACUUCACGGGAAGCAAGAAUAACAGAUUCCUGAACCCCGCAAUGGCUAAUAAGAACAGGAUACAGCCACCAUCGAAAAUAGUUCAUUUCUUCAAUACCCCGCCGGAUCUGACCGAGGAAACAGUAAAUCGCGUAUUCGUAGAACGCGGCAUUGAGGCACCGACGACGAUCAAGCUGUUCCCUCUCAAGUCUGAACGAUCGUCGUCCGGUCUCAUCGAAUUCAGCAGCGUUGGUAUUGCGGUGGCUGCUAUCAUGGAGUGCAAUCACACAGCACUGGAGAAUAGCAACGGCAAGUUUCCCUACAUCAUGAAACUCUGCUUCUCGUCGUCGCGCACCAUACCCACGAGCUUCCCACCCAGCAGCGGCAGCGCGUCGAGCAAUUCCGCCGGUAAUGGCCACGUCAAAAUGCAGCAGGACUCGGAAUAGAACGGCGAGGUCCAGGGCCAGCAGCGUCAGCGUCAGCGCCAGCGCCCCUCACUCGCCGCCCUGCACCCGUUGUGUGCCCCCGCGACGGCGGGCACGGCCCUGCACCCCGCAGCCGCAACGAUAACAUUAUCCCCGGUCCUACCGCCGCCACCGCCAGUACCACCACCUUUACCGCCGCCCACCUGUCUCCUAAUAGCCACCCCGACCCUUUAUCCGACCGUACCUCCACCUCCCCCGCCCCCAUUACCCACUUUCUGGCCCUAUUGAUGUGGUGGGCCCAUCCACUAAACGGGUGAGACGAACGCGCGCGCCAGCGAGAUCGGGUGAGAACGAACCUUCCGUACACGGGCAGAAUAAUCGGAACAUCGAUUGUCGCGGCGAAAGAGAAAUUAUACAUCGUAACGAUAUUAAUUUUCGAUUGAACGCGACAUAUCGGUAGAAAAACUGAUCGAUUCUCCCGCGGGUCUACUGGACUCCUAAAGAAGGAUUUCGUGUACCUGGGGCAGGUUGUCCUAGAUACGAUAGGGAUCUUCGCCGUCGCGGUCGAAAAGUUGGGAAAAUUGCCGAUGACAUAGUGUGUAACUCGGCACCGUGAUAGUGCCGGGUCCCACCAGAAACAAUUGUCAACGCGGAUCAGACAUGGUAUUCGGUAUUCGACGACAGUUGCGGUAAGUACGACGACAUAUCGGUGGCGGCAUCGCGACGCUAGUGUUGGAGUCGCGAGGAUUUUUCAGUCAACGAUUCACAAUCCUCGCAACGACGUCGUGCUUCAUUCCCGGAGACUCUGUAUAUAGCUCGGAGAUCAGUGGUCUCCGGCGCGCAUACACAUAUCAAGGGCUUGGAAGUAAACCGGUACGCUUCGCGAGGAGCUACGCGCGCACGAUCAUCAUUGAAAUUUCACUCUCAAGGAAUCGAUGUGGAUUGAUGAGAAAUUUUUUUUUUUUUAAUGAAAGCUCUUUCAAGCAAGGCUGAACCAUUUCAUAAGAUAGACGAUUUAAAGAAGAUUGAAUCGAAGAGAAAAAAAAAAAGAAAUUUCCUAGAAGGUGAAGGAAAAUAACAUUACGUUAACUAAAAGAUAGGUCGAAGAAGAUGGAAUGACUUGAAGAAAUCGUUUUAGAAAAAAAAAAACAACUCACGAAAAGUCUAUUUCCUCGAGAAGAAGAAUAGUCCGAGGAAAUUUGAUUCUU